This is a messenger RNA of Aphanomyces invadans, 2435 nucleotides long. RefSeq lists its product as hypothetical. The coding region runs from base 46 to 1875 and encodes 609 amino acids. The transcript is spliced from 12 exons. The record is from RefSeq and is a predicted model, not a curated record. Lineage: Eukaryota; Oomycota; Saprolegniomycetes; Saprolegniales; Verrucalvaceae. Gene Ontology annotation, cellular component: cilium.
CUUUGUCGUCGGUCGGUGCCGUGGCCCCAUUGAGAGCCAUUGGCGAUGGCGUCGCCGCCUGCAGCAGCAUUGCGAAUUCCAUAUCUCGUCACGACAGCUAGUUCAGAAGAUGACAUGAGUCCCGCGCUCCAGCUCCAAGUUCGCGACACAGCGUCUUCUCAGGGGUGGCAGUCGGCAAAGCUCUGCGAAUACCCCCAAGUCCUUGUCCUGAUGGUGAACCACGGCACUCCCAUGCGCAUUGCGACAAUGCAAGUCUUGGUGCAUCACACAAAGAUCCCAACUCGCAUCGACGUCUCGAUUGCCGAGACGGCGCCGUCCAAGCUGCGGAAACUCGGCUACGUUUUGUGUGAUGCGAACGACGCGUCCAACUUCAACGCUCGGGAGCUCAAGUCGAUCACAAUCAAUUGCGACGUCGCGUAUCUUCAGCUAACGCUCCAACAGUGCCACCGCAAUCGUUUCAACGUGUACGAUCAGGUGGGGCUUGUCGACGUCGCUCUCUUUGGCCCUUCCACACACCCCAGCCCUCCCAAGCCGCAGCUGAACCCAGUGCAUCCACCCAACAACCAAGCCCCCAAGAGCCCUCGGAGCGCCAUCGAUCCCGCUGCCUUGGAGCUCUAUUUCAUUCCCCAUCCAUCGCACUUGGGGACCCGCCUGAGUUUGCGGCAGGUCGUGGAAGCGCUGCGCAUUCAACGAGCCGCAAGGUCGGACGCCGAAGACUACGCAGGUGCAAGUGCCAUCAAAGAUAUGGAACGAACAGUGUGCCAGUGCCUGGUCCAGCUCGAGCGGCUGCAUCUGCAAAAGAACGACGUCGUUCGAGCCGAAAACUACGACGCAGCGACGUUGGUCAAUACGGAAAUCGAUCAAGUGCUUGGCCGCGUGACUGCAAUUGCCGCCGAGUCGACCUUGGUCGGGCCACAACAAGGCAAACCAACGACUUGCACCAGCGGUAGCCCCAAGAAACGUAGGGAUGAAUCGAACCCGCCCACGUCGGUUCAAGCCACCUUGGUCUCUCGACAGCGUGCCACGGACGCUCAACUCGCGACGCCGCCCACUGAGCCAGAGCCCUUGGAGUCAGCGCUAGGGAUGGCAUGUGCAGAUAUUCUUGACCUGCUUGCACCCCUGGACGACCGCGCGCUUCGGUGCGCAUACAGCCAACACCGAAGUCUGCGCGAGCCCGCAGUGGCGGCAGUCGUUGGCGCGCUGCAAGAUCAACUCUCCAAAAUCAGUGGGGCGCGCACUCCCCCUGGUGUUACUGCUGCGAUAGUGCUGAAGCCGUGGCUUACGGCGGGGAUUUUGCAGCAACCGUAUCAUGCGUUUUCCAGUGGAAGCACCUUUGCUGUCGCUGCGAUUUCAACGCUGCACGCUUCGCUCUCGACAUCCACCCAUCCUCCUUCCCCCGAGGCUGUGCACCGCGAGCUGCUUCAGCCGCUCUUAUCCAUUUUGAUCCAGCGGCUCGGGGACUCGUCGGCACGAGUGCGCAACAAGGCAGGCGUGUCGAUGCUUGAGAUUGCAACGAGCAUGGGAGUUCACCCUGUUCUCUCCAGCCUGCUCACGUCCUUUCAAAUUAACGGCACAGCGGCCGUCCACUGGCGGCAACUCUCGAGCCUCGUGAGGACGACAACAGCUCUGCUUGAAAUGUCCGAGUGCUCGGUCGAGCCCUCAGAGAUUCAAAUCGUCGACUUUAUUCACGCCCAACGAGGAUUUGGCCAUGCCAUGGCACAGGUGACAGAAGCCGCCACGCAGUUCGCAAUCGCUCUCUACCACAAUCUUGGAGAGGUCAAGGCGGACGAGUGCCUGGCGUGUUUGGAAGCGGCCCAGCGUGCCUCGUACAAGCAAAUCGUAGCCGACGACGAGUGGCAUCAGCCGCCAUCGUGACGUAUAAUCGACUUGAUUGGGAAUGGUCAAGUAUGGUCGAUGUUAGGCCUUGCUAGGAUAUGGAGCACCCCGCCUUCUUGUCAUCCGCAUGGGGAGCUUUCUUGGCCACUUCGGCUACGACUUGCAGAGUUUCGAUGCUGUGUCUUGCUGUGCGAGGUGUCGUUUCCCCUGCCACCGUUGGCGCAGCCACCCCAGGAGCAGUGGAAGAUGGCGAUGGCACGGCUGUCGCAGGGGAUACUUGGUUCUUCCUCGUUGGAUUUGGCACUUUGGCUGGAGACGUUGCCUUCGCCACCACGGUUUCUGCGGCAGGCGAUACAUUUGCGCCAUCUAGUGCCCAAGGCGCAGCUGGUACGGCUAGCGGUGCGUCCGCCUUGGGGAUGGAGUGUGCCGAAACGAUUGGCAUGAGUGGGGGGUUCAUAUGGGCUAGCCCUGCUGGCAUGGAAGUGGGUGUCCGAGGCGGCGAGGACAGUGUUGAUGUGGGUGGACUUUCGAGUUUUGUGUCGACAGCGCGAGCUGUGUGUAGAGAUGACUCGUCGUUGGGUCCUGGGAUACCCCUCGGU